Molecule: messenger RNA, 927 nt
Organism: Pocillopora meandrina
Lineage: Eukaryota; Metazoa; Cnidaria; Anthozoa; Scleractinia; Pocilloporidae
Source: the annotation of a GenBank genome assembly
AUGACCAACGCUUCCAGCUUGUGUGUGGUACUCGGAGCAACUGUACAAACAAACUCUACCAUACUUUAUGAGCACAACUACCGUAAUUUUGUUAUCGGAAUCAGUAUUAUAAACGGACUACUGUCGCCGGUUGCUGUUGUUGCCAAUUUUUUUAUCCUCUUUUCGUUGUGGAAGACGUUUUCUCUACAUUCCGUGUCAAAUAUACUGGUUGCAUCUUUAGCUAUGGCCGAUCUCUGCGUGGGUUUGUUACUCCAACCUAUGCUAGUUUAUCUAAUGAAUACUCGUCUUGUCGCCACCUUUUGUGUAGUUUUUGAAAUUCAAAUGUUUCUGGCGUAUCUCUUCACAGCAUUAUCUUUGGGAACGUUAACUUACUUGAGCAUAGAGAGAGCUGUCGCUAUUCAUUGGCCUUUACGUUACCAGGAACUAGUGACUUCAAAAAGAGUGGCUUCUGUUGUAAUUCAGCUUUGGGUAUUCCAGAUUUUGAUUUCGUUAAUCAUCUGGUUCGCUGUGGGAAGGUAUUCAAUCCUUGCCGUACUGUCUGUCGCAGGAGCACUGUGUUGUACUUUAGUGAUUUGUUACAGCUAUAAGACAAUUUGGAAAAUUAUUCGUCGACAUCAACGGCAGAUACAAACGAGACAACCCAUUAACCAAGAACAAAAUGCUUUUGAUUUGCUUAAGUACAAAGCAAAGACUUUUACGUCUCUAAUGAUUUUAAAACUGUUCGUGUUAUGCUACCUUCCUUAUUUAUGUGUGGAACUAAAAAAACUCACUCGCAGAGGACACAAGUCCAUCGAUGUUGUAGAGUAUUCAGUUUUAGUAACAAUCGUUUUUGCCAAUAGCUCUUUAAAUCCUCUGAUUUAUUUUUGGAGGAUAAAGGAUCUAAGACGCGCAGCAUUGAGCACUUUAAGAAGCCUCAUUAUUUGCUAA